CAUCUACAUCAGAACAACCCAAGAUUAAGAUCUCGGACGGGCGAUUUCAGUCGACAUAUUCCAUUUAAUUUUAUUUAAUUUCAAAAGGUCCAACGGAGUCUUCAUCGUGUCCUCAGGCCAACUAAGUUAUCUUUUAUUCUUCCUACUCUCGCCCAAAUAUGGGUGUCUCGGUGGACUUAACAGAUCCAAGAGUGGAAAAUUCGCAUGGAAGUCGCGGAAAUAAUGACGGCGAAAAUCGCGAGGAGGGUGAAAUCGUUGAUGAUUUCGAGGACAUAAUAUCUUCGGAUGAGGAGUGGUCGAUGAGAAAACGUAUUGAAGAAUUAGAAGCGCGUAAUUCGGAACUAGAGAAACUUGAGAAUAUCUCCGGAUAUUAUAAUUACGACGUAGGUUCUGCAAAUGAUCGUUACACCGGACAUCCGAUAAUUACCGUAUCUGAUUCAGAAGACUACCCUCACAGUUCGGCUACAGUCCACCAUCCAAAAAGGCGAAAACAAGCACCGACUUCAGUUCUUAGACAAGCCGAACGGUACCAAUUACAUAGUCCUGUAGUGUUCAAACCAGCUAGAAAACGCGAUUAUGAUCCACCAGAAUCAGCCGAUCGAUCAUUACGCGAUUUUCGAAAAUCGCGAAAACGAAAAUAUGAGAAAAGUACACAUGCUAGGAACCCACGCAAAAAGGAACGACUGAAAUCAAACAAAAAGACCAAAAUCGAUUAUGAAUUUAGUUCAGAUGAAGAGUGGUGUUCACUAGAUCGUGAUGAACUGCGUUUGGCUUUACGUCACGAACCAGUCGGAAUUAAGUUGCCAGGAAACUUAAUGAAUAAUGUGAAAGAAGUUUCUAAAGAAAACAACAAAGCCGAGGAAGAACCUAUUGAAGUGAAUGACGAUAAUUCAGAUAAGCAAGCAGAUAGCGAUGAUUCUGAAUCUUUGGAGAUACAAGAGCUACGGCUAAUUGCUCUUAAAUCUGCUUUCCUGAAAAAAAAUCGUGAACGGAAACAACGCAAGCAAAUGGAGGAGAAAAAACCAUACUCUCCAACUGACUGUCUGCAACCGAUUGUGGUUGUAGAUUCCGAUAUUCCAUCGCCAAAACAUUUUUUAGAUAACGAACCUUGCAACAGUAUGGAUAUAAGUCCCAUAGCAUCACCUAUCAGUGUGAGUGACGGUUCCAGUUUGAAACCCGUUGAUAUGGAUCUAGUCGAUAGCAGUGAUUCUUCUUGCCCAGAAUUCGUUGAUCAACGACCACAUUGGACUUCUUUUCAACCAAUCGACGAGAUACCUCUUCCAAAUAGCCAGAAUUAUGAGACUGAUUAUCAAACAUUGUCAUCAAUACCGACGAAUCAUAUCGUAUCGCCAGUACCGAUCCGUGUUCAAGUGCCUGCAGUAACCAUACCGGAAGAAAUAGAUAGCGCAUGCGUAGAAACAGAUGAAGAUGAAAAAGUCGAAAUAAAGAGCACUGGAAAUGCCUCGCCAGAGCCUUUAGACGAGGAAGUGUUAGCACUGAGAGCGUUACUUCUCGCUCAAAAGAAUUCACCCAAGUUCAGUAAAGAUUCUGUUAAGAAUAAGCCAAAUGUACCUGUUGAAGGAUCGAAAGCUUCCCAACAAAGUAUUAUUAUCGACCCAUUAGAAGCCAUAAUGAAUAUUACACAUGGGCCACCCGAUAAGACAGCGGAAAUUUUGAAAGAAGCCGUGAAACGUUUACAAAGUAAAAGUGUCCCAAAUGAAAGCAAAGAAAGUCGAGAAUGCGACUAUUCCACCAUUCAAUCCAUCAGUCGCGACGAUUCACAAGAUAUUGCUAAUGUUCAGUACCCACGCGAUGUGGAUUACCGUAUUCCAAAUUUUUAUAUGAAUGUUUUGCCGAUAUUGGACUCUCCUCAAAAAAUACCUUCAGAACCAAUCGAUGCUGUUCAAAAUUCAAACCUUAUCGAUUGUCAAAGUGUUACGAAAAGCGUGAAGGUGAAAGAAAAUAUUUAUACUGCCAAAAGAAGUUGGCCCAAUAAUAUUCAAAUAAUCCCAACGAAAAGUGUACAAAGGCCGAUUAGAAAGUCGCCUCUCACUGAUAUUACUGAAACUGGUAAUGUAGCAGUGAACAAAUCUGAUGCCGACAUAAAGCCAAAGACUUUAGAUACUCCUGUAAAGUUAGAAAGUAAUGUUGAUCUACCGACAAAAAAUCCAAUUGUUUUGGGAAGCGCAAAUCACCUAAAGCCAAGCUCUGCUAAUCUGAUUAAAGUACAAAAUUCAUCAUCAAAAUCGGAAGUCAAAAAAUCUCAAGUGCAAGCGAAAGUUCCUGCUGUUCAACCAUCUUCACUUGCAGAGAACAAACGUCAGAGGAAAAAAUCAACAACCUUGGAAGCACUUCAAUUAAAGACUCAAAAUCUUGUUUCAAAUGGCAAACUCAUAAGCAGCAAUCAAAUUAUUGCUGCUAAGUUGCUAAACAAAGCGAUACAUAAAUCAGUUACACCGAUAAAAAGAAAGACAGUUUUAAUAAGGCAAAACCCAACUUCUACCUUGCGUACGGCAAAGCCAUCUGAAAAUACUCGUUUAAUUACAUCCAUCGAUGUGCCACCUGUAAAGCGAUUAGUUAUAAACCUUAAUGCCAAAUCUGAAUCGGAAUCGGACGAAAGCUUUGAUGAUAUUGUUGAUAAACUAGCUGACCGGGUUCCAUCUACAAAUAAAGAAUUCUAUGAUAUUUCUAGUCCUAAGAGUCUUUCUUUGGAAAGUCCCUGUGAUUCGCCGACUGAAUGCGUAGUUGGUAAUAGCAGUUUAACAAAAGGUGCUAAUAACGUGAUGAAAGCAGACGAACCUAUUGCAACCACCAGUGAAUCGAUUCAGAAGACUAAAGCCGAUGGAAUUUUUGAGGCUAAGUUGGAGGAAUUUUUGAAAAACGCAAGAUCGAUGUCCGAAAAAGAUAAUGAUUCUCCGAAAGAGAAAACCACUGAAACAGAAUCGAAAGCGAAAACCCCUGAAACAGAAUGGAAACCGAAAAGCACAUCGACACCAGCGGCUGUUCGACAUCUUCCAUUAUCGUCCCAAUUGGAAUACCGUCGGCUUAUAAACCGCAUGCAAGCACUUGAAAAACAGAAAUUAGCUCGUAAUAAAAAAAUCACCGCUUCUAAAGGAAAUUCAUUGACAGUAACAAUAAACAACAACAUCUUAAGCACACCUUCGGACCCGCCUGUUCUAACAAAAGCCGUUGAAGACGUAAAGAAGCCUUUCAAAUCGAAACCCAUAAAAGGGUCAACGGAAAAUAAUUUCAUUAAACGAAUUACUCAUACCGAGGGCACCGCCUCUGAUGAGAAGAAGCCAUUAGAUUCACAACUUAAUUCGAACCAAGAGCUGGUGAUAGCGACGAAAGGUGUCAAGCCUGUUUCAGUGACUGCCAAGGCUUCCGUUGCAAAAACAACACAAAUGCAAGUGAAACCAACUCAAGUUGUAUCAAAUGUAGUCAAGGCAAAAGUUGUUAAGAAAAAUCUUAAUCAAAUUAAGACUAAAGCGACACCGUCGGUAGCAACUAAUUUUCCUCUUCGAGCCAAAGCUGCAACAAAGUUGCAGCCGCCAAAGGCGUUAGUAAAUGAACCGAAGACCGUGUUGAUUACAACGUCGCAGGUCAUCGCAAAAACCGUCCCCUUAAGGAAACCAGCAAACAAUCUAACAAACUCUAACUUAAUUCAAAACAAAAAGGGAGAAUCUUCGAUUCUAAAACCAUCAUUGGAAUUGAAAACAGAAGUGGAAUGCGAAGCAGAAUUCAGAAAAACAAGCUCCGAUUUGGUUGAAAACAUAAGGAAAACCACGCAGAUGGUAGUUGCAGUACGAGAUGAGAAACGCGAAAAGAUACGUCUGGAGCAUGAGUUGGAAAAACUAAAGAAGGCAGUUCUGGAAACGGAGACGAAAAUAAAAGAGAAAGAACAAAGAACGUCAAUAAUUCUUCCAAAAAUAUCUUCAUCGUACAAGGGAAUCCUCGUCCUUAAGGAUCGCACAAUGCAACUCAAUCAGUUGUCAAUUGACCUGUGCAAACGAUCGGACAGUGAACGGAAUAAUAGUUUUUAUAUGGAGCAGAAAAAGAAAAUCAAUUUUUUAACAAAAGAGCUAUCACUGGAAAUCAAAAAAUUGAAAGAAGUUGGACAAUCGGAUGAAAUGGAACUACUGACUGAUGAAAAAGUCGAUGCAGAAACAUCUACGGAAACAGAUAUGUUGGACAAAGCCAUACAAGUUGAUUGUUUCAUGGAGUCUACGGAUUCAAGAAUUAGUGAGGCGACAGCAUGUGAUUCUUUAACUUCGGUAAGCCUUAAAAACAAUGCCAACAACGUUAUCAGUAUGGUAAGUGGAAAUGAACAUUGCCAUGACCCUAACUUAUCAUCAAUUCUGCCUGAACUGGUGAGCGACAAGAGCUCUCCCGAUGAUACCGCUGGAGCAUCAAAUGAAAUCACUGUAGAAACAGAACAAACGGAAGAGAGUUCUAUGUCGAAUAUUUGUGAUAUACAAAAUGUACAAAGUAGAGUAGAUAGCCUUAGAAGUAAUGAUAAAAUGGAACCUGGGACCCUUGAGAGGAGAAAAGCUGUAGAUGAGGCUUGCACAAGUGAAGUAAUUGCUGGUCCGUCAAAUGCCAAAAUGCAUUUUUAUAAUCGAAUCUGCGGUGCUAAUGAAUUGGAGGUCAAAGAGAAGUCAAAGGGAGUUUUGCAGCACAGCAACGAGUAUGUUUCGCCACUGGACUUCCCGAGCAGUAGUGGAGGAUCAUUUAAUCCGAACGGCAUCAUAUGUCCCUAUCAACUAAUGGGUCAAUGCGACGACAAGGAGUGCAAAUAUGAACACUUGAAUACGUAACAGCAGCAGUAGUAAUUGAGAUUGAGUUUGUAAUCUUGCCAGGGAAAGAGUUUUCAAAGGUUUUAAUCGAAUUUGGAGGUUUCCCUUAUAGGCAAAAUCGUUCACUGGGCAAUAUGUCCUCCAAUCGGUGGAUUCGCCUCAAUUACGUUCCAUUCGUUACUACGCUCUCAAUGUGUGUUGUCAAUCGCAAGACGUACUGCACAUUCAAAGGAGGGUAAGUUAUUAACAAAAAAAUCAGUUCAAAUUCCAGAGUAAAAAAUACAGAAAUGUGAUGACCCGUCGACAAGGAGUUGUUUUCACAAAUGUGCGCGUACUAUUUAAAAUAUUCUAGUUUUUUUAAAGUUUUUUUUUUUUAAGUAAAUCAGUGAAAUGUGCUUACACGAAAUCUAUGGUCAAUAAAUGGAAGAACUUAAGUUAUUAAAGUCAUAUUUUAAUACAGUAAUACCAGACUAUAUGGAAAAAUAGUGUCGUAAUCACUUUGAACCUUUUGUGAUAAAUCGUCAUAAAUGUUAGAUAUCACUUUCGUUUUUAUCUUUUUCGGAGAAAGAUUUACAGCGUGUUUUCGUCCAUGAAUAUUCAGAGGAGAAAUAAUUUUUUUUUUAAUCCCACCAAUUAGUCGCGUAAUUUUAAUGCAGUGCUUUGUUCUCUUAUUUAUAAAUAUUUUAAACAAAAACCAACACAAUUCAUAAAACAAUUUUAAGUUCAAUUCCUCUAAUUAUACAUAUCCUUUAUUAUUUUAACGUUUUACUGCUUCAGUUCUUUGGUUUUUCCUUUCCACAAGAUAACAUGAGAACAAUAACCUCUCUCUACACUUUUAUGGACAGUCAUUUCAAUGGCAUUUGUACAUGUAUCCUUUUAUUACACUCUUUUUGCUUUUAAUCUUCGAUCUCUAGUUCCGAUACCCAAAAGAAAGAUUUAUAAAUGUUAUUUUUGCUUCUUACUGUCGCGUUAAAGUUAUUAUUUUAAUUUUAAUGUAUUGUUUUUAUGAAAAAUAUGUGAAUACUGUUUAAUUGGAUUUUUAAAAUAAAAAGCUGAAAAAUAAAAUAUUUGUAUCGAAAAAAAUAUAUGAAUAUUUAUAAGAAUAAAUAAGAUUGAAGAAAGGAA
Molecule: messenger RNA, 5921 nt
Organism: Hermetia illucens (black soldier fly)
Lineage: Eukaryota; Metazoa; Arthropoda; Insecta; Diptera; Stratiomyidae
Exons: 7
Coding region: 159-4817 (1552 amino acids)
Source: RefSeq, a predicted model, not a curated record